Molecule: messenger RNA, 2067 nt
Organism: Protobothrops mucrosquamatus (brown spotted pit viper)
Lineage: Eukaryota; Metazoa; Chordata; Lepidosauria; Squamata; Viperidae
Gene: ETF1
Product: eukaryotic translation termination factor 1
Exons: 10
Coding region: 3-1316 (437 amino acids)
Biological process (GO): cytoplasmic translational termination
Cellular component (GO): translation release factor complex; cytosol
Molecular function (GO): sequence-specific mRNA binding; translation release factor activity, codon specific
Source: RefSeq, a predicted model, not a curated record
AGAUGGCGGACGAUCCCAGCGCUGCCGACAGGAACGUGGAGAUCUGGAAGAUCAAGAAGCUCAUCAAGAGCCUCGAGGCGGCGCGCGGCAAUGGCACCAGCAUGAUAUCCUUGAUCAUUCCCCCCAAAGACCAGAUUUCCCGAGUGGCAAAAAUGUUAGCUGAUGAGUUUGGCACAGCAUCAAAUAUUAAAUCUCGAGUGAAUCGUCUUUCAGUCCUUGGCGCCAUUACUUCUGUACAGCAACGGCUAAAACUAUAUAACAAAGUACCUCCAAAUGGUCUGGUUGUUUACUGUGGAACAAUUGUGACAGAAGAAGGAAAGGAGAAGAAAGUGAACAUUGACUUUGAACCUUUCAAACCAAUAAAUACAUCAUUGUAUUUGUGUGAUAAUAAAUUUCAUACAGAGGCCCUAACAGCACUAUUGUCAGAUGAUAGCAAAUUCGGCUUCAUUGUAAUAGAUGGUAGUGGUGCACUUUUUGGAACGCUUCAAGGAAACACCAGAGAGGUGCUGCACAAAUUCACAGUGGAUCUUCCAAAGAAGCACGGGAGAGGAGGCCAGUCUGCCUUGCGUUUUGCUCGUUUGAGAAUGGAAAAACGUCACAACUAUGUAAGGAAAGUAGCAGAAACUGCUGUGCAGCUGUUUAUUUCUGGUGACAAAGUGAAUGUGGCUGGUCUUGUGUUAGCUGGGUCAGCUGAUUUCAAAACUGAAUUAAGUCAAUCAGAUAUGUUUGAUCAGAGGUUGCAGUCCAAAGUAUUAAAGCUAGUUGACAUCUCAUAUGGUGGUGAAAAUGGAUUCAAUCAAGCAAUUGAAUUGUCCACUGAGGUCCUGUCUAAUGUGAAAUUCAUUCAAGAAAAGAAGCUAAUAGGGCGAUACUUUGACGAAAUCAGUCAGGACACAGGAAAAUACUGUUUUGGGGUUGAAGAUACUCUAAAAGCCUUAGAAAUGGGAGCAGUAGAAAUCCUGAUAGUUUAUGAGAACCUGGAUAUAAUGAGAUAUGUACUUCAUUGCCAAGGCACGGAAGAAGAGAAGAUUCUCUAUUUGACACCAGAACAAGAAAAAGAUAAAUCCCACUUCACAGAUAAAGAGACGGGACAGGAGCACGAACUAAUAGAAAGCAUGCCUCUGCUUGAGUGGUUUGCAAACAACUACAAGAAAUUUGGAGCCACGUUGGAAAUUGUGACAGACAAGUCGCAGGAAGGAUCCCAGUUUGUGAAAGGAUUUGGAGGGAUUGGAGGUAUCUUGCGGUACCGAGUGGACUUCCAGGGAAUGGAAUACCAAGGAGGAGAUGAUGAAUUUUUUGACCUUGAUGACUACUAGGUAGUCGGCCUGGGUCUGGCAAAUGUGCCUCACCCCUCCAGCAUCCAACCCAAGGAGAAAACUCAUGAUGGAAAACAAAACAGAUCCCUGCCUUAGAAUUGGAGUAUUUCCAGAACUUUAUCCAGAACAUCGGUUUUCAAAAAAAGAAAGAGAAAGAAAGCAAACCCUACUGAUUUGUCAUAGUGUCAGUACAGCAGCACUCUACUAGAUUUCUAUAAUGCCAUUUGGACUAAUUAAAAAAAGAAUCCCAGUUUUUACUUUUACUUAAUGGUGAAAUUGGUUGCUCUUGUAUUUUAUGAAAAUGAUUUUUUUAACCUUCAGCUACAUUAACUGCUCUCAACCUUCAUUUGAAACAAAGUAAUUAUACUGGUUUGUUUCUUACUUUGAUAGGAGGAAAUUUAUUGCUGCUUUUUGCAGUGAUACGACCCAUUUACAUGGCGUUCUUGGCUUAGACUGCAGAAGAACCAUCUUAGCGAGACCUUGUUCCUAUUGUUCCCAGUCUACAGUGGUGGAAGUAAAAGGAAUUAAACUCUCUGCUGUGCCAGCUUUGAAAGGUGUGACUUUAAAAUUGGGAGGUCCACCUGUUUCAUUCUUAGACUGCAAAAACACUGUUUGUAUAAAUCAGGAAGUGUGUUUCAUUAAAGAAAAUUGGAAGUGCCAGGGUCUCAGCAGGCUUAACCGGGAUUAUGAGUUGUGUGGCCUUCACUUUUCCCUUUUGUCAGUCAAUAAACAGUUUCCACAAGCAAGCUAA